AUGGCUACAGGGUUAGAGAGAUCAUCGAUAUCCUUCAGAAGACAAGGCUCUUCCGGCUUAAAUUGGGACAACAAGUCCUUGAACAGGAACCGGUCCAAGUCUCAUAUUGAAUCAUCGGAGGGUUGGCUAAAGGAGGAGGAGGAGGAGAAGGCUGGACACAGGUCCGAGCUCAGGCUGUCGCGGAGUGUGGGAUCAAUUGGUAUGAUGCAGUGGAGCGGAUCCAAUGGCUCGGGACAGAAGAAAAUAUCAUCAUCAUCAUCAUCAUCAUCAUCAUACCGGGCCACCAGGGCGUCCCCACCGAGGAUUGACCCGCCAUCUCCUAAGGUCCGAGGCUGUGGGUUCUUUGGUAUUUUCAGGAAACCGGUGGCUGACAGAUCCUGCCAUGGUCACAGAGUGAGGAAUAACAGCAUCACUAAGAAGCGCAAGUCAUAG
Punica granatum (pomegranate) is the source of this 432-nucleotide messenger RNA. NCBI's taxonomy places the organism in Eukaryota, Viridiplantae, Streptophyta, Magnoliopsida, Myrtales, Lythraceae. The record is from RefSeq and is a predicted model, not a curated record.